This is a messenger RNA of Mercenaria mercenaria, 3594 nucleotides long. RefSeq lists its product as uncharacterized. Lineage: Eukaryota; Metazoa; Mollusca; Bivalvia; Venerida; Veneridae. The transcript has 5 exons. Bases 245 to 2107 code for a protein of 620 amino acids. The record is from RefSeq and is a predicted model, not a curated record.
AGCCAUUCGUUAAGUUACUAUUAUUCACCGAUAACAUUUAUGCCAGUUUUUUGAUAGUAUGCUCAUAAACAAAACACAUUUAAUUAUUUAAUCGUCAUACCUUUGAAUUCGUCGAAGUAUCAUCCCUAACUAAUUCUUUCUUGUUCCCUUGCAGGAUUUUGUUCAAAUAAGCCAUAGAUUAUUGCUGUGAUUUAUUGCGAAACCAAAUGGCUUCUUGACAAAAUUAAUGAAGUUAUAAACAGAGAUGAGUGCCAUCAUAAAUCGGUAUUCUCACGUUUUUUCCACGUGGGAGGUAUAUCCAAGGGUGCAUUUCUUUCAAAGGCGUUUUGUUGAUCUUCAUAGAAGAUUUAGAACACUGACAGGAGCUUUCCCAUCUACUUACAAUGAUCCGAAUGUACUGUCCGACAUUGAAAAACUAAACAAUGCGCUUAAAAAGUCAUUAACUGUCACUGUUUUCGGAAAAGACGACAUUCGCUCUAGCGAGUUUGCUGACUCCGGAUAUGAAAUAGAUGAUAAGCCAGAAUGUGGAAUAAAUGUGCUUAUUUGUCACGCACGACUGAAUGACACAGAUGAAAAUAGUUUACAGGAUGUUGAAGAUAUGUUUAAUCAAGCCACCAAGUAUUUAGAAGGUAAACAAAGCUUAGAUUUUGUUGUAUGUUACUGCGACACAUGUCCUGAUUCCUCAGAGAAUAAUGUCAUCGAAGCUCUACUACAAGUUUCCACAAGAGUCAAUGAAGCACAUGGCUAUAAAGGAAUUGCUCCCGAAAACAUAAUUAUUGGAAAAAAUGCAUUCACUCUUCAGAACAAAAUAUCGGAAUUACUCGAAAGUCGGAUAGUUGAUGGUUUAGUUAAAAUCUCUUCGUACCUUCAACGAUUUGUAAGGGUUGACAGGCACUACGACCAAGAGAAUCUGGAUAUAUUGAAGACAAAAGCUUGUGUCAAAGCAGUGCAAGACUUCCUUGGAAAUGGACACAGUCUUUAUGACAUGAGACGUAAAGCAGCGACUGAGGAGGUCUUUCUCGACCAAGUGAUAUGUAAAUUAUCCAGUAUUAUAAGAUGUGCAGUCGUACCCGAAAUGGCAACAAAGCAUAACUUGCAGUUGUGGAUGUGUAAUAAAUUGCUUCAAGAGGUAAACUUUGAAAAGAGCUUGCGUGAAAAUGUCUCCAAAAAUACCCGCUACCAUUUGUCUAAACUGGCGAAAUACUACUUCGAGGUCUACAAGACACCAUCAACUCCUUCAACUUCUAUGAGUGACACACAAACAAAAUCUCAUAGUUUUGACUACUUGGUAUAUUAUCUCCAAAAUGAUUUAGCUGGUGAAGUCACAAAUGCGGAGAAAAAGCUUUCUGCAAUGCACUAUUUGACAAAUAUAAUGAGAAAGAUGAUGUACGAAAUAAAAGGCUACAUGCGUCAAACAGUUGUACAAUUACAGUCCCAAGAUGAACCAGACUUUUCCGCUCCAGACAUUGCAGACCAACUGCGGGAAAAUGUUUUAACAUUGGAAGGGGUGUACGCCAUUGGUACACUUUACGGUCAGCUGGAGAUCCAUUUAGACAAAAGUAACGCCGAAGAUAGUUCUAAUGUCAGAGAAGAAAUAACUACAAUUAUGAAUGAGUGUCAGUUUCAACAUCCGUAUGUUAUAAAGGAAGUUAGCAUGAAACCGAAACGAAUGGCAAACAACUUUUAUGAGCAGGGUGACACAUUACGUUGCCCUUUCCCGGAUAACUAUGACAACAUUCGUGAGGGUACGUUAGGUUGCUUCGUUAAAGGACGAGACAAUAAACAUUACGGACUAACAUCUGCACAUGUUGUAAACCCAAAGCCCAAAACGAAAUUGAAUGUGAUGGUCCAAAAGAGAGGACAGACAUACAAGCGUUUCGGCAAGAGUCAAGAUAAUCUAUGUGUACUACCAUCGGAAGGUAGUCUCCACCAUAUUGAUAUUGCAGCUGUUAUGGUGUACUCCGAUGUUACAAUGCACUGCAAUUUUUCAUUAAAGGAUGAUAUUGGACAAAUUAAGCCGGCACAUGUAGUGAAUAAAUCGAGGAAAGAGCUGUCUGAAAGCUUUGUAUUUAAGUCAGGCGCGAAGACAGGAAUUACAAAGGAAUAAUUGCUUCAGCUGACUAUAACGUUGCUGUGAAAAAGUUGCCGGAACACCUCAUUCUUAUAGAACCUUUGCCAGCAGAUGACGAAAAAGACAUAGAAGAAAAGGCACUUGAGCUGGUGAAUGGUGACAUUGGGAAUUUACCUCAGACAAAUGACUCUAAUGACGAAACGGCAACACGAUCACAUGUAAUGUUAACUGAUCGCGGUUGUGAAUCAGACCAAUCGUACCGUGGGUUAGACAGUCGGCGUAAUUCACCGUCAAACACGAGAAAAAGUGAGUCAAAAGAAUUACGCUCAGUGGCCCCCGGUAUCAAAAAUCUGCAACUUGAGGCUGGUGCUUGUGGAAUAUCGUGUGAUAUGUCUUUUAAUGAAGCAAAUCAAUUUAGAGACGAACAUGCUUUAGAGAUUUCCCAGAACGGUUGUGCUAUAUUUGCCGAGCAAGGCGACAGUGGAUCAAUUGUUUGUAUGCUAGAUUUAGAAUCAAAAACGGUUUCAGCGAUCUCGAUGGUCAGUGCUGGAAAUUUACAGUUAAAAGGUUACGGAAGAGACGACUUUGAAAAUAAUAUGUGUGUUUCGUUUCUUUUAGUGGAUGGAAUGCAAGAGCUAGGCAAGAAAUACAAAGGGAAUCCAGAUUUCUUCAAGUUUGAAUAAAAUAUAAUUUGUUUGUACUUUCGAGAGGUAGCAGGUGAAUACUUUGCCAAUGUAUCGUUUUAUAAACUUUUCUCAAAACAAUGCAAAUUGAUAAUUUUCUUUUUCCUAAUUUUCAAAAUAUAACCUGAAGUUUUGAAAAUUGGUGGUUAAUCAACUUCUACAUUGUAGAAAAAAUGAUCCGAUAUAUUUAUUUAUUGCGUUGGGUUUAACGUCGCGUCGACAUAAUUAUCGGUCAUAUUGCGACUUUCCAGCUUUGCUGGUGAAGGAAGACCCCAGGUGCCCCUCCGUGCAUUAUUUCGUCACGAGCGGGCAUAUGGGUAGAACCAUCGACCUUCCGUAAGCUAGCUAGAUGGUUUUAUCACAUGAAGAAUUCAAUGCCCCUAGUGUGAUCCGAAAUAAGAAUACAACUUAACAGAAUUUACCGUUGUUUAAAUCAUUCAAGUCUUGAGAAUUAUUUUAUUUGAAUAGAAAGCUUUCUAUGCAUAUAUUUCUUUUUGAUAUUCUUUGUAUGGACAAGGUGUUAUAUCUUUAAGGAAAGCAUUAUCUUAUUUUAUAUUUCAAAGAAGGAGCAAAUAGGUAUGCACCCAAAUUUCUACUUCAUUUACACAGACUGCGUUUUGAAUGCUUCAUUAUAUUUAAAUAGCUAUCAUGUGGUUAUUGAUAUAUCAAGUUGUCAGCUCUGCAUGAUCAUUUUCGGAAAAUAUACAAUAUCAGAACUCAGCUAAAUUUUACAGAGGGCAAAUAUACAACAGUUGCAUCAAUAAAUUAUUUAUAUAUUGCAAAUUCCAAAAAGUCAACGUUAUUUGUACGAAGCUUGAUAAUAAAAUUGAUAUUAAUUAA